AUGACAACCUCACCUCUUACUAUAUCUAUUCCAAUAUCAUCCAUUCCUCUACUACCAAAGAUGAGUUCUGUUGAAACAUGUCUACCUCAAAUUGCAAUCCCACUUUCAUCUCUAGUUUUCUCGGACUCAACGAUUCCUUCUACUUCAACUGUCACAACUCCACCAGAAGUUCCUAUUAUCAAGUCCGUUUCGGAGCUGAAUGAAAAACUUAACUCUAUUGUUGAGCAUUCAAAUGCUUUGUCUUCCAUAAAAUGGGAGAAUUUGUUGACGACUCAUAUGGAAACGGUGGAAAUGCUAACGUCAACAAAUGCUAAUGUUCUUGAAGAAACAACAAAGACUGCUCAAGCUUCAAAAAAGAAAAUUACAGAAGCUAAGAAGAAGGUCAAUAAAUUGAUACACGAAGUCCAAGAGUUCAUGACUGACUUCAGAACUUCUUCUGAUAAAAGUGUAGCUGAUGUGAAUAAGGUCAUUGAAGGUUUUCAGACUUCUUUACAAUCCAAAAAAGAAGCUCUGUCUAGCCUCCGAUUCAGAAUUCAACGAGACAAUGAUUGUCUUUGUACAUCAUUCUCUGAAAGAAUUCUCCGAUUACAAAAUGAUUUGGAUGUUGUGAACAAGAUCAUGGAUGCAUUGGCUGAACAAGAUCUUGGAUGCUACAAGAAAAUUUUAAGAAUGCAUCAAUCAAUAUUGCAAAGCAUAAAUAAGAAAAGAUUUUGGUUCAAGGGUGCAAAUUUGAAAUCAACCAAAGAUUGA
Messenger RNA from Lactuca saligna, 750 nucleotides. Lineage: Eukaryota; Viridiplantae; Streptophyta; Magnoliopsida; Asterales; Asteraceae. The record is from the annotation of a GenBank genome assembly.